UAUUAGAUACACAACUUUUUCAACGACUUGGACAAUAUAUAGUUUUGAAAUUGCCAAUGAACUAAGAAAUUAAAAGAAAACUGUCUUCUGUAUUAUCGCUAGUUUUUGUUGCCGCUAUAGUUAAAUCUUUGCAAUUACUAUGUGUUGAAUUAGGAAAGAUAGAAAAAAAUGUAUUCUAAAUCGAAAAUAUUCUUGUGUCUAUCAACGACCUUGCUACUGUGCACGUCUAUUGUGAAGUCUACUAGUAGCAACCAAAUAUUAGGUCAAGCUUCUGUGGGAGAACUAUAUACUUUCAAAAUUGAACCCUCCAUGUUCAAUUGGACACAUCAAGUUAUCAAUGAACAAUUUCGUUAUACGCCUUCUUUGAAAUCUUAUCCCGAUUUACCCUCCUGGAUGCGAUACAUGUACAGUCAAGAACAUCAUGCCGGUUUUCUUUACGGUACUCCACCUGCUCGUUUAGCAUCGAAAAAAAUUAUUUUGGAGAUAAUAGCCUUAAACAAACAGAACUACGAAACACGUCAUUGUGAAUUGGUAUUGACCAUUGCUUCCAAGUUUCAUGCUCCUAAUGUGGUUCAAAUGAAAAUUGAUAAUUUAAAUUGGGUACAUCUAAUGGAUCCCGGAAGAGUUGAGAAUUUACGCAACAUUUUUCGUAAGGAUUUAUGGCCCGAAAGUGAGCCAGAUUUAAGUUUAGUUUUCAUGGAAUCUGCCAUCAAUAUGGGUGGCCGUUUACCGCUACGACCUCAACAGCAUGAGGGAGUUAUUGUACACUUGGGAAGUUUUGCAAAAUUUUCUGAUCGCCUAAACCAAUUGCAAGAAGAAGUACGCCCUCUGUACAAAUUACCUUCAUGUACAUACAAACGUACAUCGGUGCAAAAAAUAUUCGAAAAUGUUGGUUUUAAACUGGAUUGGUGUGCAUUUAAAAUGGUUGGAACAGAAACGGAUCCCGCUGUGCUCCAUCACAACCAUGAUUCUGAGAGCUUUAAAGCGAACAAUGCCAAUAAAGUUAUGGGUCAAAGCGAAGCUAUGAAUAUGAAAAGACGAGCAGAUCGUUGGCAUGGAAUGGCACGUGACGAAGUUCCAACACGAAAUUAUAUUGAUGAAUUUGCUUUUGCUUUUGCCAUUCCCACUGUUCUUUUUGGCCUACUUUGUGGUAUACUUACGGCAACAUUAUGUUUUAAACAUCAUAAAUUAUACGAUCCAAAAUCAGAAUUCUUCUUCAAUAAUAUAUUUCACAUUUGCAAAGAAGAAUGUUUGAAUUCCUCCAACGAUUCUGAUUUAAAUAAAACCGAGGAAAGCUAUAAAGAUUCCUAUCCCACAACUUCCUCAACUGUUCAAAUGGUACAAUAUUCAGAUACAAAUUCACAACCCGUUACUACUCUUAAAAGUCUAAAGGACCCCAAUUGUUUAUUGGAUAACACAAGUGUGCGCUCCCAAAGUCCUACUAGUUUCUAUCAAACUGAAAGCCCUUCGAACACUUACUUGAGGCCUAAACCACCACCAUAUAAAGGAGGAAGUUUAACACGUACCAGUGGCGUAGAUAUUUGACAACCAACCUCCUCGUCGGCACCAAGAAUUUUGUAUUGUUAAAUACAAUCCAUAAUAAAUGGAGGAUUAGAAGGGGCGCUAUGCUAUGGCAUACAAAUAAUGAUGGCACCCAAAAGAGGUGCUCCAUAAAAUAAGUCAUAUUUAAUUAUAUCAUAGCCUACACAUACUAACAGCCUGUUUUUCGUUGACAUUUUUAUGAUACACACAUGAUACACAUUAAAAACAAUCCUAUUUUUAUACAUAUUUUCUCAAAAACAUUUAACUUUAAUUUUUUAAACCAAACACCAAUUAACAUUGCGAAUAUUUUCCUACUUUGUAUUGAAGCAAUGCACGAUUUUCUAUUUUAUUGCCAAUAUAUAAAUAUCAUGGAUUUACAUUUAUUUAACCAAGAAUUUGUGUUACGCAAACAGGCAUAAUUUUACUCAUUCAGAUAAUCCUACAUAUAUAGUGUUGAAUAAUGUAGUAAAUGGUUUAAGAGACAUAAUCAAUUUGUAUGCAAUUAUAACGAUAAAAAGUAAAUUUAGAAA
Molecule: messenger RNA, 2072 nt
Organism: Stomoxys calcitrans (stable fly)
Lineage: Eukaryota; Metazoa; Arthropoda; Insecta; Diptera; Muscidae
Gene: Scgalpha
Product: epsilon-sarcoglycan
Exons: 5
Coding region: 169-1545 (458 amino acids)
Cellular component (GO): membrane; sarcoglycan complex
Molecular function (GO): calcium ion binding
Source: RefSeq, a predicted model, not a curated record